Choloepus didactylus (southern two-toed sloth) is the source of this 960-nucleotide messenger RNA. Its product is annotated as olfactory receptor 51F1-like. The coding region runs from base 1 to 960 and encodes 319 amino acids. NCBI's taxonomy places the organism in Eukaryota, Metazoa, Chordata, Mammalia, Pilosa, Megalonychidae. Gene Ontology annotation, molecular function: G protein-coupled receptor activity; olfactory receptor activity. Gene Ontology annotation, biological process: G protein-coupled receptor signaling pathway. Gene Ontology annotation, cellular component: membrane. The transcript has a single exon. The record is from RefSeq and is a predicted model, not a curated record.
AUGCUAGAGCACCAGGACAACAUGGAAAUCUUAAUCAACUUGACAUCCAAAUUUCCAACCUUCUUGUUGACUGGCAUUCCUGGCCUACAGUCUGUCCAUGCCUGGAUCUCCAUCCCGUUCUGCUAUCUCUAUGCCAUUGCCCUCUCAGGGAAUGGCUUGAUCCUGUGUAUCAUCAUUACCCAGCAGAGUCUCCACAAGCCCAUGUACUAUUUCCUCUCCAUACUGUCAGUUGCUGACCUGGGCUUGACUGUUUCUACAAUGUCAACAACUUUACCCAUCCUCUGGUUUGAUGCAAGUGAAAUCAGUUUAGAUACUUGCAUUAUCCAGAUGUUUUUCCUUCAUGGAUUCACCUUCAUGGAGUCUGGGGUGCUGGUGGCCAUGGCCUUUGACCGAUAUGUGGCAAUCUGUGAUCCCCUGAGGUAUGUCACCAUCCUCACUAAUUCCAGAAUCAUUCAGAUGGGUGUCCUGAUGAUUGUACGUACUGUGGUAUUAAUAGUACCACUACUUUUGCUCCUUAAGCAUCUCUCUUUCUGUAGAGCUAAUGCCCUCUCCCACUCCUACUGUUACCAUCCAGAUGUGAUUAGAUUAGCAUGUUCAGAUACUCAGGCCAACAGCAUCUGUGGAUUAAUUGAUCUCAUCCUGACCACAGGGAUAGAUACACCAUGCAUUGUGCUGUCUUACAUCCUGAUUAUUCGCUCUGUCCUCAGGAUCGCCUCCCCUGAAGAGUGGCACAAGGUCUUUAGCACCUGUACAUCGCACAUGGGAGCAGUUUGUGUUUUCUACAUCCCCAUGUUGAGCCUGUCCUUGCUGCAUCACUAUGGACAGUCAGCCCCCAAACUAGUCCACUCGAUGAUGUCUAAUAUAUACCUGCUUCUGCCCCCUGUACUCAAUCCCAUUAUCUACAGUGUAAAAUCCAAACAGAUCUGCAAAUCUAUACUCAAUCUGCUCCUUACAAAAUAA